This is a messenger RNA of Meyerozyma guilliermondii ATCC 6260, 2460 nucleotides long. RefSeq names its product Golgi transport complex subunit (gene SEC34). The transcript has a single exon. Gene Ontology annotation, cellular component: membrane; cis-Golgi network; COG complex. The coding region runs from base 1 to 2460 and encodes 819 amino acids. Lineage: Eukaryota; Fungi; Ascomycota; Pichiomycetes; Serinales; Debaryomycetaceae. Gene Ontology annotation, biological process: Golgi organization; intra-Golgi vesicle-mediated transport; autophagy. The record is from RefSeq and is a predicted model, not a curated record.
AUGGGACGAGACCGAAGUAAGUCGCUUGUCAAGCGUAUAGCCUCGGAUAUACCGUCCUUCAAUGAUGGAAAACUUGAUUUGGGACUGAUCUCUCUGUUGGCUCCACCGCUGGUGAGCUCUAGUCGUCCACGGUCAAAAUCGGUCGACGAUGUGAAAUUGAAAAACAACCAAAAUAAUGAAAAAAACAAGAUCGGAACAGCUGAAAGACGCGAUCAUGUGCUCUACCCGUUCAGCAGUGCCGAAUACAACCAAUUGUGGUCGGGUUACAUCGAUACUUAUACAUAUAACUCGAUCUUGACAAAUGAGGAUAUCGAAAAUAUCGGCCAGUUGCCGAUCGAUCUGGCUCUAAACUUCCAGCAUAACUGCCAGCUCAACAGUGAGGCCAUUGAGGACUUGAUCCGCGACACAGACGCGAUUUUGGCUGUUCUUGAUCGACUUGUAGACCAGUACAAUAAGGUGGACCGAGACACCAGUGAUUUUGCAAAGCAGUCCCAGCGUCUCUUGGAAGAGCAAAAAAGAGCCGAGGAGACCUCCAGCGAAAUUUCAGAAGCACUUCUGGUUUUCGAGGCUUCUGAGUGGAUAACAAAGGUGCUCAGUAGUCCUGGGAUCAAUUUGGUGAAGAAAAGACUGUUCAAAGAAGCUAUGGCAAAGUUGGAUUCUUGUAUCGAGUUUGUGGACACGCACCCAAACUACAAGGAUAUAGACACAUAUCGAGCCAGAUUCAGACAGUGUAUGACUAGGGCUCUCACGUUGAUUCGCAACUACUUGAUUGAAGAUAUAAAGUCCACGGCUGCUUUAUCUGAGUCGACAAAGACUGAAACUUCGCUGAUGGAAGUAACGGUCUACAGCGACUUCAAGAACCAUGCCAACCGUCACAAUGGAGAAUUUUAUUCGUUCCACAACUUGAUUGUGGAAAUUGAAAAGAGAUACAAAACGCAUCCAGAAUACGAAGGUCUUUUGUCCGACGUUCUGUCCCAAUAUUUCAGAGUGAGGUCCAAUCUCGUUGCUUCCUACAUCAACCAGAAUGUCGAAACAUUAUCAAAAAAGUACACGGGAGAAAAAGAUUUGGUGCAAUUAUGCCAGAACAAUAUAUCUUUCUUCAAGCGGGUCAUCGAGAGAGAACAUGGACUUUUCUGUCAAUACUUUUCUGGAAGUGCUUCCCUGCCUGUGGCACAUCACUAUGAGGGCCAGCUCUAUGAAUGGUAUAAAGAUUUAUUAGAACCUCUUUACGAUACGCUUCGUGAUCGCAUAAUUCGUGCCGUUUCAAUCUCAGAGCUCUGCCUGUUGAUGACGUUACUCCAAAAAUACUACGAGUUUGAAGACCCAGAAGGAAGUAUGGGUGGCUCUGUAGUGGGUUCCGUGGUCGGUUCAACUGUUGGGUCGAUCAGCUCUGAUGUCCCAAUUGAUUAUGGACAGCUUUUCGAACCAAUUGUUGCAGAUGUUCAGUCAAGAUUAAUUUUCAGAGUUCAGCGGUUCGUCGACGACAACAUCAUCAACUAUAAGCCCCGUCCCAAGGACUUGCAAAUUGGCUCGACAAAGGUAAAUGUCACCCACCAGGACGAUGAAGUCAAUCUCUUUCCACAAAUGUACUUGCCAGUGGGAAAAGCAUUGACUGUACUUUCGAGCAUCUACGACUUGAUAAACCUGGCGGUGUUUGACGACCUAGCACACUACAUUGUUCACAGCUGCAUACAAAUUCUCCAGACAAGUGGAUACAAACUUGCAGAAUCGCAUUUAGGAAGUCUCGAUGCCAAGCUAUACUACUUGAAAAACCUCAUGCUUGUCCAGCACCAGCUUAACAAUUUCGACAUCCAGCAUGUUCGAACAGAAACAGCAUUGGAUUUUACCAGCGGUUUAAGUGAAAUCCUCAAUCAAGUUCGCCAUGGCGAUUUCAUGGUAAACUACACCAAACUGGGUGGCUUUAUUGAGCUUGCCAGGCGCUCAGCACCACGAGUGGUUAACAACAUGAUCGAUGCCAAAUAUGAAAUCGAUAGUGAGUUGAAUAAUGCCGUUCAAGACUUCAUUGGACAAUGUGUCAAGCAGAUAUCGAAACCCAUUUUGGCACAAGAUGCAGUCAAAACUCCACUAAAAGCAACGUCAGACUUCAGGGACUUGCUUCUCACGGAAAUCCCUCGCUACUAUCGGGACAUCCAGCUUUCAUUCUCCGAUUCCAACGUCACAAAGUACCUCAUGGAAAAUAUGGAAUCGGUGCUAUUGACGACAUAUACCGAGUAUUACCAUCGAUUGGAACAGAUAGUGACGCUGGCGGAUCUAGACGCUUCUGCUAGCGACAAGCUUCGGCUGGAUAUGACCGAAGUUAUGGAGCCGGACACAUUGGUUGGAUUUCUCACCGACUUGGUAGCAAACCUAUAUGACAAAGAACUGGAGCUGGGACAAGUGGACGAAAAGCUUCUCGAGCAGAUCGAAAACGACUUGAAUAUUGAGGAAGGGAACGAGUAA